AUGGCGCACGGCGCGAGUCCCGUGGCCACUCGCGAGUCUUAUAUUGGAUACAAGAAAGAUACGCAAGGUUUUGUGGAAUGGAUGAUCAAAACCACCAGUCUCAUCCUCAAAACGCAGCCGCGCUCGGGCGAAAACGCCCAGCUGCCCACUGGAGUCAGUUCUUCCGGAGCGACAACCGUGGCCGGCCUGGUGUCCAUGGCCCGCCUGAUCGCAGACAGCGGAGCUGCAGUGUCUGGCAGCACUUUUCGCCGAUUGAUCUCAAUCAUCAGAGCAAGAAGAAACCACUACCACGCCUUCGUAGAGCAUGCAUCCACGUGGUCUGACACAGAUAUUGAGAAGAGCAACGACAUGCACAGGCACUUCAUCGACUCCCUCAUCGACAUUUUCUCCAUCUUGGGUGGGGUUAGCUGGUGGGAGAAACAGAUGGAGGCCAACGAAAUGACCUCAAAGCGUCCCGAUUCCGAUGCAGAGCAAAUUGAGGAGAUGAAGGGCAUAAUCUUCAGCAACAAAUUCGCCUCCCUCGAUCUCAGCCAUGGCGAUUCCAAGCCAGAGCCGCCUUCUGAACCCGAAUCUGACGCAGAUGAGCCAGUUGCUGAGUCCAAGACAGCAAAGAAGAAGCGUGUAAACGGCAAGAAGGGCAAGGGCAAGACAUCCAAGCUUGGAAAAUCACGCAAACCUGCCAGAAAGGCGGACUCUAGCGCGGACGCUUCUGUGGAGAGUUACCGUAUCCUAGAAGAUGACCAGUUGCUGAGCUACACCAUGGCAAUACUAUCCUUCAGAACGGAGUGGGCUCAAAUACGACAAUAUGUACAAGACUUAUGGAUAGACGUUAUCCACAAGAAUCUGAACACUGCUGUCGCUGGAGCAGUCUCAAACGUAGCCAUUGCAAAGAUUAAGAAGACGGAGCUCGAAUUAUUUGACGACUUUCCCGAACACUGCUACUUCGAGAAGAUUACAGACACUCUUACUCGAGGAGGCCUGCACCGCUUGCAGAAGGUUGCUGAGGAGAAGGCAGCAGCUGAUCGCGAUCAUCAUGGAUGUUUGGUUGACGUCAAGGAACAGCUCCUGAUGUAUACGUACCAGGACCUUUUGGAUUUCUGCACAGACUUUCAGAAAAGCCGUAACGGGAAGCCCACAAAGGCUAUGCGUGCGAAGAUCGGCCUGUGGGACCCAAAGCUCUCACUUGAAACUACCACCAAGGAGGAGAGGAUUCUCUGGCGUCGAAAGUUCACCAUCAAUUGGCUCUACGACUUGGUCAAUGAGUAUUCCUCCUGGGAACAGACACAGCGGGGUGAGAGGUGCUUCUCGGAUGAUGUUGACUGGUCUCCUUCAGGCCCAUCCAGCUCUCGGCGCACUCUGCUUGGUCUCACUGACUUCGCCGCGUUUGUCACCUCCCUGGCCAGUCAAAAGACGGGAUCAGACCUCAGCUUGAAAAUAUCUCCCUGGCAGGUCUUCCAACUUCAGUGCAUUGUGGAUGCCACUUGUGUGAAAUCGGGCUGGUCGCUGUGCUCGCACGGGGGUCAUAUCCUUGAGGCCCCCGCAGCCGGGUUCCUGGCCAUCAGAGACAUCAAAAGCAUUUUUGACGAACGCGCCGAGGAUGAAGCCGGCCAUGAUCACACACUCGCCGCGGUUCGCCUUAGUCGCGAGCCGACAUACUUCGACCUGUUCACCGGCGAGCAGUCGGAGCCUACCGAGCUAGUACGACAUAUGUACGAGAAGGUUGGUUGGGACGAUGAUUGGUCCGGACAUCAGAUGUCGGUUGGGGAGGGUUUGUUCCGCACGUUUCUUACCAUGGACCUACUAAAGCCUGCGAAAGCCAACGUUGAGCAAUCCGCAGUCAAAAAAGACCUCUCCAGGGCUGUAUACAGCAAGCUCGAGACGAUUCUAGAGGACUUAGAAAUCGCCAAGCUCGACUUGUGGAACGAUAUCAGCGGCCUUCGAUGCCGAUCUGGCAUGGACUUCGCGUCGUUGAACAUAGCCCUCACGAUCAUUAUGGAUGAAGUGGAAGAUGCCCUCUAUCACGCCAAAAACCCAACAUUCGAAAGAAUUUACUUGCCUCCAGGCAAAGGUCCAGACCCGCCAAUCACGAGCAAGGUUUUCCGCUUGAUAAGAGAGGCGAUGGCUGGAAGAGAUAAGGAUAUCUUAAAAGUGUUUGCGGACAAGUUUGAGAGCAUGUGGGAAACUACACCCGCGUAUUUGCUGUGGAGCGGGGAUGCAUGUCUUCAGAUCCCAAUCGAACGGACCUUUGAUAAACUGGGCAUCCGAAUGCCCGAAGAACUUCGCGGCGAUGUUUGCAGUGUAAUGUAG
Molecule: messenger RNA, 2307 nt
Organism: Colletotrichum chrysophilum
Lineage: Eukaryota; Fungi; Ascomycota; Sordariomycetes; Glomerellales; Glomerellaceae
Exons: 2
Coding region: 1-2307 (768 amino acids)
Source: RefSeq, a predicted model, not a curated record